Paramecium pentaurelia is the source of this 2413-nucleotide messenger RNA. Lineage: Eukaryota; Ciliophora; Oligohymenophorea; Peniculida; Parameciidae. The record is from the annotation of a GenBank genome assembly.
AUGAAAGGUGAGAUUUCUUUUCCAAAUAACGAAAAUGUUAUGGUUAUUACAUAUGACUGUGAAUCCAAUAUUUAAUUUAAAGGUAAAUUAGAAUAGCUAACAUGGGAAUUAAAAAAACAAAAAACAUUAAAGUAGAUCAAUAAAGAAAAAAUUCGUUUACUUGAAAUAAAGACAUUCACUAAUGAAUAAGAAUAAGGAAAUGGUCGAUAACCAUUUACUGUAAAAUAUAAAUGUGAUAGUUCGGCAAAAACAUUGUUAUAGAUUUUAUAAGAGGAACCAAAUAAAGUUGAAAAAAUACUCUAUUUUUAUAAAUUAAUAGAUUUGGCAAAUAUUCUAAAGGAAUAAAAAUUAAUUCAUAUGAACUUGAAAUUAUACAAUAUUAUAUGGUAUCAGGAAAAAUUUUAUCUGAUUAAUUUUGGAUACUUAGAUACAUAUCCUUCUCAAUAUGUUACUAGUUUAAAUUAUGGUAAUGAACAACAAUAUGAGACUGAUCGUUAAAGAUAUUUAUAUCCUUAUUUAACUUAAAAUUUUUUGACUUUUAUAAAAGAUAAUUUAGGAAAUAAAGACCUAAUUGAGAAACAUUUAAAAAAUAUAUCAGAAGAGAAGAAGCAAAAAUAUGAUCUAUAUGCCUUAGGGAUCAUGAUGUUGGAAUUAUUUGUACCCUUAGAAAAAAUAUAUAAAAAUUUUUAAAUCUAAACUUAUGAUAAAAAAACAAAAAAAUAUAAUAUGAUAGAGUAGUUAAAAAGGAUCGAUGAUUGUUAAGAUAUUUAUGGAAAAGAUACUUGUGAGAAAAUUAAAUAAAUUCUUAAUGAUAUUUUUAUUGAAAAAAAAUUACCAUCAAAGAAAGAUUUUAAUUCUAUAAUACAAAUUUUUGAAAAUAUUCAAGAAAGGGAAAGAGAAAGAGAAAGAGAAAGAGAAAGAGAAAGAGAAAGAGAAAGAGAAAGGGAAAGAGAAAGAGAAAGAGAAAGAGAAAGAGAAAGAGAAAAUGACAAUGACAAUGACAAUGGUCAACCAUAGCAUAAUCAAAGAAAUUCAACUAUUAUUGAUGAUGAAAAUUAAUCAUUAAUUAUUUGUAACUAAACUUAAACUGAAAUUAGAUCUUUACUUUAAGGAUAAAAUUUAGUAUAAAAAAUGAAUCCUUAGCUUGAAAUUUAUGUCAAAGAUCUUAUAGGUAGACAAUAAAUCUUUGAUUUCGAUCCUAGAUUAUUAUAUUAUUUAAAUCAUGAUAAUCUAAACGAUUAUUUAAUUAAAAUAAAUGAUACACCAACUCUUGCUCAUAUGAAAAAAAAAGGAAAGCAUCUUAAGGGUUUAUUAGUUACGGAUUAUCUCAAAAAUAAGAAAUAUCAUGAAUUCUCUAAAUUAGAUAAAGAAGAUGGAUAUUACCUAUUAUAAAAUUAUCUUAAAGUUAAUGAAAAUUAAAUUGAUACUUAUAUUUCAGAAUAAAUUGAUAUUUUAAACAAAAUCCCAGAAAGUUCAUUUUAAUUUAAUUAAAUUAAAAAAAAUUCACCAGUUAUCUAACUAAACACUGAAUAAAGUUUUCUCGAAAAGCUAAUUCGAUAAAUGCCAGUCAUAAAACGCUUUAUAGAAUAUUAAAUGUUAUUUUUACUGAAUUAGAACGAUUAAUAAUUUAAGUGGAAAUUUGAAGAUGAAUAAGAAAAGUAAAUCAACAAAUAUUAAAUGAUUUUUGCGAAAGUGUAGGGUAUAAAUUAAUUUUGGCAUUUUUUUGACUUAGAAAGAAUGGAAAAUGCUCGAUUAAAUAAAGAAAUUACAUAAUUAUAUAUUGGAGAUAUUUAAGAUACUCAAUUUACAGGCAGAAUUAUUGAAUAUAUACCAAAAGUUAGUAAAAAUGUAAACCCGAAAAAGAAAGGCUUAAUUGUAGAUUAUGAAGAAGUAGAAGUUAAUCUUCUUGAUAUGUUCAAAAAUGGCCAAAAUGUUAAAGUUACUACUUAUAAAUAAAACAAUUUUGAGAAGAUAUCAGUUUAUACAGGAAAUUUAAUGAACAAUGAAUAUCAUGGAAAAGGUAAGAUUAUAGACUUGUAAAAUAAUUAUUAAUACUAUGGAGAUUGGAAGUAUGGCAAAAAGGAUGGAAAAGGAGAAUUUAAAGUACUAAGUACAGAGUUUUAAUACAAAUAUGAAUUUAAGGAACUGGAAGGAAUAUUUUCAGAUGAUCAUAUUGAAGAAGGUUCUAAAAUCUAAUUUUUUCCUAAUCUUAAAUUUCAACCCAAUACUCUUUCUCCAAACUAAAACUACGAAGAAGGCAUUGGAAAAUUUUAUUUUGAAGAAGCUGUGAAAGUUUAUUAUUACAAAGAUAAAUAUAGAGUAAAGAUUGAAAGUUCACAAUUAUAUAAAGCAAUUUAGAAUAAAUUAAAAAAUUUAUGUUGUAAUUUAUCAAAUUCAUGUAAAAAGUAGUGAA